CGGGUUUGACUCCAUGUUGAUUUUGUACAGCCUCAACUAAGUGUUUCUGUCUCGCUUUAUAUCCCUGAGCUCAGUGUUUUGUAGCAAUGAAUGCGGUCGUGGUCAUUUGUGGUAUUCUAUUGGCCCCGACUACUACUGCGCAAGCUCCGCCGGAGAUCACUCCCUUCAAGUUACCCCCGGAUUUAGUUGAGGGGCGCCGUUUAUCACUGUUCUGUUCACUUACUAUUGGUACCCCUCCAAUAUCCUUCUCAUGGGCAAAGGAUGGCUAUGCUGUGGGCUCGUUACCUGGUAUAAAGGUCUUCCACGUCGAUGAGUAUCAAAAUGUGUUGCAAAUCGAAAAUGUGUCUGUGGAUCAUGUUGGCAACUACACCUGUUCUGCUAAAAAUGCUUUCGGCACAGAUCAAAUGUCAGUUCGAUUGGCUUUGAAAUUCAAGCCUCGUUGGACUAUGUCUAACAUUGAGCAGGAUAAAAAAAUUCUUACUGCAGUGGCAGGUCAAAGUCUUGCUGUAGACUGCAGUGCCGUGAGUUACCCGGCACCAACAAUAAAAAUACUCAAAGGGAAUCGUGAGCUAAAUUCUGGCGGGCCACAUCAAUUACAGUUGGGUGUCAUGACAAUCAAGCGUGUAGAGCCCGCAGACAAAGGCGAAUAUACCUGUGUAGCAGAAAAUGUUUUGGGAAAGAUUCAGAAGACCUUGUUCAUCGCACUUAGCGCGCCUCCCGAUAUCAAUCCAUAUAAAAUACCUGAUGAUCUGGCCGAAGGUAAACGGCUUUCGAUCAUGUGUUCUGUCAGCUCCGGCACGCCUCCGAUUUCAUUUUCGUGGUAUAAAGAUGGCAAUCCUAUUACCAAUUUAACGGGUGUAAAAAUCGCUCACAUAGAUGACUUUCAAGAUCAACUACAAAUCGAAAGUCUCUCUCGAGAUCACGUAGGCAACUACACAUGUAAUGCGAAGAAUAUAUACGGAGCGGCCCGUAUAGCUGUGCAAGUGGUGAUGAAGUUCGCACCAAAAUGGCUGCUUGACCAACAGGAUACUGCAACAGUCACUAGAAUUGUAGGAGAAACCGUGGAGAUUAAUUGCCGCUCUAAUGGCCAUCCAACGCCGGAUAUAAAAAUAUAUAAAGGAAGUCGUGAAAUUCUGCUGGAUGAACGUAUCCAGCGGAAUCUUGGUUUACUCGUCAUUCGACGUUACCACCAGAAAUUACACAGCACCGUAUAUCUGACGACUUGGAAGAAGGCCAAAGGCUUUCCAUAA
This is a messenger RNA of Varroa destructor (honeybee mite), 1250 nucleotides long. RefSeq names its product cell adhesion molecule Dscam1-like. Lineage: Eukaryota; Metazoa; Arthropoda; Arachnida; Mesostigmata; Varroidae. Gene Ontology annotation, biological process: homophilic cell-cell adhesion; dendrite self-avoidance; axon guidance. The record is from RefSeq and is a predicted model, not a curated record. Gene Ontology annotation, molecular function: cell-cell adhesion mediator activity. Gene Ontology annotation, cellular component: plasma membrane; axon.